Molecule: messenger RNA, 3116 nt
Organism: Aspergillus saccharolyticus JOP 1030-1
Lineage: Eukaryota; Fungi; Ascomycota; Eurotiomycetes; Eurotiales; Aspergillaceae
Product: cell differentiation and development protein Fsr1
Exons: 4
Coding region: 191-2680 (829 amino acids)
Molecular function (GO): protein binding
Source: RefSeq, a predicted model, not a curated record
AUCCCCGUCUCAACUUACCACCACACAUCUCCCCAACCAGACCUGCGACCUCCCCGAGUCCCACAGAUUGGGUCAGCUCCUUCCCCUCAGCUCGGACCUCUUCUUCCUCGGCUUGCGAUCGCCGGAGCUUUCAUUCCGGCUUGCCUUGCCGCUUGAAAUAUCCGCCUUCCAAUCCCACUGUUGAUCUCGCAUGGCUUGGCAGUCUCCCUCGGCCAUGGCUGGGGGUGGAGGCUUCGUCGGGCCGGGAGGUGAUGGCUCCUCCAAUGGUGGACAGCCUCAGGGGACGGAAUACACUUUACAAGGUGUGAUGCGCUUCCUGCAGACCGAAUGGCAUCGGCAUGAACGAGACCGCAACGCCUGGGAGAUCGAGCGCGCAGAGAUGAAGUCCCGCAUUGGAAAGCUAGAGGGCGAUGUCCGCACAAGCAAACGCCUACACGAGUCGCUGGGGAAGCACGUUCGCCUAUUGGAGGCUGCGCUGAAGAAGGAACGCGAGAAGGUCAAGAAGCUCAGCAACAAUGAGAAGAUCGAUGACACGAGGGACCCGAAGGAGAUUGCCCGGGAGAGCAUUAAUGCAUUGAAAGCCCAACAUCCCAAGCCGCAUGGCGAUGUCAACGAUGCAGACCAAAACCUCGAGAACCACCACGAGUUCCGCCAAGAGAAUGAGCGGGAUAAGUCGCGCUUAUACCUGUCCAAGUGCUCGCAGGAAGUUGCGUACCACGUCAUUCCUUCGUCCCAUCCGCCGCCCGAUUUCAGCGAUCAAGACCUCCCGAACCAUCUCUACGGCAAUCAGCAGCAGAUGUCGCAACAGACCUUGGAAGAGGUCUACCUGCAGCAGCAGCGUCAGAAACAACAUCAGCAACAGCAGGCGAACAACAUGAUGGCACGGGAAGUGGCCCUGCAAAAUCACCAGCCUAUCAUCACGCACUUCCCGGAUAACUCAGGGCUAUCUCGUGCUCCCAGCCACUUCGGGUAUCCGCCCAGCUCGAGGGAAGCUAUGGAGAGGAGGCCCAUGGAACCGCAACAGACCCCUAUCACUGCACUGGAAAAUCGGAAGCAAACGUUUGAAUCUGCCCCCAUGGAGGAUCGUGCUGGCACGGAGGAGCAGGUGUAUGAUGGCUAUGGCUCGCAAGUAACAACCAAGGAGGAGACCCGGCAACCUCAAACUGUUGAAGACACAGACGGCUGGAACUUUGACGAGUCUGCCGAACCAGCUCCUCCAGCUGAGCAAAUACCCCCCCAUCGACCCGAUGUCGAUGCUUUCCCAAACGCCAAUUUUGUUGGCGCAAAAUCUCCUGCACGGACCGGCUCAGUCUCCCACCGCCGGAAAAGCUCUGGUGCCAGGCGCAAGAGUGAGGGUGCUGCAGACCUUGCGGCAUCGAAACCAGAUACCUCUUUCAAAGUCCGCUUCGCCCUCCGAGGUCACCUAGAUGUUGUCCGCUCCGUAAUCUUCACGGGUGGCGGAAGCCCUUCCGAGCCAGAGAUCUGUACGUGCAGCGAUGACGGAACAAUCAAGCGCUGGAUUAUCCCGGCAACCUAUGGGACAUUUGGUGCUCACGGCGCCAACUCCAGUAAUGACCUGGACAUCACGAGCUACUUCACUCACCGCGGACAUGUAGGAGCUGUGACUGCGCUGGCGGCUUGUUCACCGUCACAGAACUUCUCCAACGGCGGUCGCGCGCUUGGUGAUGGGUGGGUGUUCUCUGGUGGACAGGAUUCCAGCGUACGGGUUUGGGAGCGUGGCAGGGUCGAUCCUAAGGCCACACUCGAAGGACACACGGAUGCAGUAUGGGGUCUGUGUGUUCUUCCGGGAACAGCGGGCUCUGUCUUUGGCGACUCCUGCAGCCAUUAUGGCGGACCUGAUCGGAUUCUACUCGCAUCGGGAGGUGCCGAUGGCCGGAUCAUUAUCUGGGCAGUCAGUGCACCGCCUCAGCUGUCGUCGCCUCAAGCAGGAUCACGACGCGCGGGAGGUAGUCGGCGAGCCAACUCCAUCUCAUCUGGUUCAAACUUUCCUUCGUCGCCGCAACCGAGCACGGCAACCACUACACCCUUCCACUACACAAUGGUCCGCCAAAUCGUGCGCUCGGGCUCGCCAUCUCCCACGUGUAUCAGUCCGUUGUCACUGGCCGGUAUUAAUUUUGUUGUCUCUUACACAGAUGCUUCGAUCUUGGUCUAUGAUACGAGAACGGGCGAGGAGGUCGCUGGGAUGGCCAGUCUGGAGACGUAUGACGGUACACCUUCGACUGGUGUUAAUGCGGUCGUUGCCACGACAGUUGGAUUCGACGGCUCGGCCGGUCUUGACCCCAGCCGAACAAUGGCUGAGGAGGAGGUGGUCCAUGGCGCAACUGGGUCAAGCGGUGCCGAAGGGGUCAUCAUUAGUGGCUAUGAAGACCGUUAUAUUCGAUUUUUCGAUGCCAACAGCGGUCAAUGCACAUAUACAAUGCUCGCUCACCCGUCAGCGAUUGCCUCGCUCUCUUUGUCUCCGGAUGGACGAGAGCUUGUUUCCGCAGGCCACGACGCCAGUCUGCGGUUUUGGAACCUGGAGAAGCGGAGCUGCACUCAAGAGAUCACGAGUCACCGGCUGAUGCGUGGUGAAGGGGUGUGCUCUGCCAUGUGGAGCCGCGACGGCCGCUGGGUUGUCAGUGGAGGAGGCGAUGGGGUUGUCAAGGUCUUCUCGAGAUAACUGAGGGCUAUGCACGCUUCCGCGAUGUAUGAAUCCGUUUCUUUUUCUUUCCAGCUGAUACUUUUCUAUGGCAUGUUCCUUGGACGCAUGAAAGGGAUGAGCGAUUGGCCUGUUCUUGAGCAUUUGCAACGGUUUUCAACCACCUGGCAUCUGUUCCUUCUACUUUUGUGGUUAUAGCUUUCUUUUUCUUCCUUUUUAUUCGAUCGGCUGCAUCGCUCGCCACUUGUCUUCUUCGGGGACGCUGCUCUCCACCUUGCUACAUUUUUAACAGAUAAGAUGCCGAACUGGACUGAAUCCGGCUGCGGAUUAUGACUUUAUUUGUGUUGGACGGCUCAACAGUUUACCGGGUCCGCAGUCUGUUACACUGAGCAUUCUGAUACCUCUGCGCUUCUUAUGCAAUUUCUGCAUGCAUAUUAACUUUCUCCGUGAACAAUCA